GUCGUCCGCCAGAUUUCGCGGCAUCGCUGCGUUGGAAGAGGAGAGGAGGGGCCUGGCCUGGGAAUCUGCUGUUUCCCAUUCCAGGCGCAGGGGCACAACAUGGCGGAUUAGGAGGCGACCGACGCGCCCGGAUACAACGAACAAAUCGUGGGAUACCGAUUCCCUGCGUCGUGAAGAGGCCAGAAGUACACGCUUUGCGGAUAGGAGAAUCUUGGCUAAACCCAACAUACGGCUUCUUGAGACAUGCGUUUUGGAUACUAGUAAGCACAUUCGUUUCGUUGCCCCACUCCAAAUUGGCUGUCUGUCCAAGAUCAUUCCUAUCACCCAGGCCCCCCACCCCGAACACACUCUCGGUUCCUGGGGUGUGGAGACAGGGGCCGGGGAAGUGGAAAACAAUCGCACUUUAUCUGGAACAUCAGGCUCCAUAGCACGGGACAGGGGUGUCAAGGAGAUCAUUGUGCGAAUGAGUUAGUGAUGCAGGUUUCGUUUCUCCAGGGCAGUAUGGGUGUCUAUCCUCUGCUCCUGCUGCAGGUGGCCUUUGUGGCCCUCAGCACGGCCCAGGGACUCACUGACCCUUCAGGUGCAGCCGUGACCACCAAACCUACAGACCCUGCUCCCAUGUCACUCACCGUCGUAGUCACCCAGAAGCCCCCAUCAACCAUCCCAGCUGUGACACCAUCCCCUGAACUUGUUGCAACAACAAGCAUCAAUGACACUGAGGGUGCAGUGACCCCAGAGGUUCCCACAGCCCCGCCUGUCGUUCCCCCUCCAACUGUGCACAUCCCGACCAAUCUGCCUCCUGCCCCUUUAACCCCAUCUGCUGUGUCCCCGUCUCUCAGCACUGACAAAACCGGGGAUUGGGAGACUACAGUUUUGACUACAUUCGAUACCCCGACUCCAACCAAUCUCUAUUCCACUGAGGCAUAUUCAGAACCCGAGUCGGACAUACCAUUUGACACUACACAUGCCACCACAGCUGACGUCAGCAAACCUCCAGACAAUGAUGGACAAGAUGACACUGCGAUCAUGGCCGUGAUGGUUGCCCUGUCCUCUCUCCUGGUGAUCGUCUUCAUCAUCAUUGUUCUGUACAUGCUCAGGUUUAAGAAGUACAAGCAGGCAGGGAGCCACUCCAAUUCCUUCCGCCUGACCAAUGGCAGAGCUGACGACACAGAACUUCAGAGUGUGCCACUAUUGGCUCGGUCCCCUAGUACCAACAGGAAGUACCCGCCCCUUCCUGUUGACAAACUGGAGGAGGAAAUGAACCGUCGAAUGGCAGAUGACAAUAAACUCUUCCGGGAAGAAUUUAACGCAUUGCCUGUGUGUCCCCUUCAAGCCUCAUGUGAUGCUGCCUCGAAAGAGGAGAACAAGGAGAAGAACAGAUAUGUCAACAUCCUUCCCUAUGAUCAUUCCAGGGUACAUUUGACCCCUUUGGAGGGUGUUCCUGACUCAGACUACAUCAAUGCUUCCUACAUAAAUGGAUACCAAGAAAAGAACAAAUUCAUUGCUGCACAAGGGCCAAAAGAGGAGACGGUUAAUGACUUCUGGAGGAUGAUCUGGGAGCAGAACACUGCCACCAUUGUCAUGGUAACCAACCUGAAAGAGAGGAAAGAGUGUAAAUGUGCUCAGUACUGGCCAGACCAGGGCUGCUGGACUUACGGAAAUAUCCGGGUGUCAGUGGAGGACAUGAUGGUCCUGGUGGACUACACCAUUCGCAAGUUCUGCAUCCAACAGGUGGGUGAUGUUUCUGGUAAGAAGCCUCAGAGGCUGGUCACACAGUUUCACUUCACUAGUUGGCCGGAUUUUGGAGUUCCUUUCACUCCCAUCGGCAUGCUGAAGUUCCUAAAGAAGGUCAAGACUUGUAACCCACAGUAUGCAGGACCCAUAGUGGUCCACUGCAGUGCUGGUGUGGGCAGAACGGGGACCUUCAUCGUAAUAGACGCUAUGUUAGACAUGAUGGGAGCGGAGAGGAAAGUCGAUGUCUUUGGGUUUGUCACACGGAUCAGAGCUCAGCGCUGCCAGAUGGUCCAAACUGACAUGCAAUAUGUGUUCAUAUUCCAAGCCUUGCUAGAGCACUACCUGUAUGGAGACACAGAGUUAGAAGUGACGUCUUUGGAGUCUCACCUGUCUAAACUUUACGCUCCUUUACCUGGGGCUGGCUGUGGUGGCCUGGAGGCAGAGUUUAAGAAACUCACCUCCAUAAAAAUCCAGAAUGACAAGAUGAGAACAGGGAACCUGCCUGCCAACAUGAAGAAGAAUCGUGUUUUGCAAAUCAUUCCAUAUGAGUUUAAUAGAGUGAUCAUCCCUGUAAAACGAGGGGAGGAGAACACGGACUACAUUAACGCCUCUUUUAUAGACGGCUACAGGCAAAAGGACUCAUACAUGGCAUGUCAGGGGCCCCUACAGCACACCACCGAGGACUUCUGGAGGAUGAUCUGGGAGUGGAGGAGCUGCUCUAUUGUUAUGUUGACAGAACUGGAGGAGAGAGGACAGGAGAAGUGUGCUCAGUACUGGCCUAGUGAUGGUGUGAUGGCUUGUGGGGACAUGUCCAUUGAAUUAAAGAGAGAGGAGGAAAGUGAGAGCUACACUGUUAGGGACCUUCUCGUCACCAAUAACAGAGAAAAUAAGUCUCGUGCGGUGAGGCAGUUUCAUUUCCAUGGCUGGCCAGAGGUGGGCAUCCCCACAGAUGGGAAGGGAAUGAUCAACAUUAUCGCUGCAGUUCAGAAACAGCAGCAGCAGUCUGGAAACCACCCAAUCACUGUGCACUGCAGCGCUGGUGCCGGGCGUACAGGGACGUUCUGUGCUCUGAGCACGGUUCUGGAGCGGGUGAAGGCAGAGGGCAUUCUGGACGUUUUUCAGACGGUGAAGAGUCUAAGACUACAGAGACCGCACAUGGUGCAGACACUGGAGCAGUACGAGUUCUGCUACAAAGUUGUCCAGGAAUAUAUUGAUGCCUUUUCUGACUACGCCAACUUUAAGUAAAGCCAUGGCCAGCUGAAAAAGGAUUGGACAGACUCUCCCAGCCUCACACAGAGGACAUGCACUCACAUCUACACUCACACAAACACCACAGAAAUACUCGACUGGGAAAAGAGACAGACUGUCAGCACAAAGCAAAAGGGAAUGGAAAUCCUUUGACCAACAAGAACGAGAUGAAAAUCAUUGGUGAUGAAGAUGGAGAAAAAAAAACAAAAACAAAGAAAACACCAUUAGAGAUGCCUUUUUAAAUAUUUUGUAAAAUUGCUCUUGUUAAUAUGGCCGUUACCUAUUUCUCUCAGUGUAAAUAUGCUCUUGUUACUUUUUGUUUUUUGUUUUAGAAGCUGUUCUGUUGCGGUUUUAGAGUGACCUUUCAAAUAUAGUUUUCUCUGGUAUAUGAAAACAUACAUUUUUGAAAACGCCGUUGUAGAGAUGCGAAAGAGCGGUAGCCUGUGGCAAGAUGAGGGUGCUUUUUCACUGAUGUUUUUACAAGAAAUGAUUUCCACCUUUUUCUGCAGUUGAGUGACUGAAACUUAUUUGAAUAGCAGCUCAAUCCUACUUUUGCUGUUGCCUGUAGCUAUGUAGUGUAUGAUGCAGCACUGCUAAAAAAGCAGCUUAAACAAGCCUAAGACAGUUUGCUGGUCUUAGCUGGUCUGAUCAGCUUGAUCGGACUGGUUUUAGAGGGGUUUUGGGCACUAGAAAAAUUUGGCCAGGGUGGGAGACCAACUAUAACCAGCUAUAUAUAUAUAUAUAUAUAUAUAUAUAUUAUUUUUUUAUUUUUUUCUCAGUAGGGAUCAGAAAUGACCAAUCGUAAUGCUACACAUCAGUGACAGAAAACAAUACUGCAAGCACUUGCGUUCACAGAAAUGCAUUAAUAGAGACACAUGCUGUUAUUUUACUUCACUGUGCUUUUAAAUUGUGUUCACUGGAAUGACGAUUAGGACAUUUUGAUUGGUGGAUUGGAUGAUGUCACCUCUCGAUGCGUCAGAUAUGGUGUCUAUUUUAACAGGUGUUCUUUCUUUAUUUAGCAUCCUUUAGAAUACACCUUAAACAUCCUUUUGAAGAUGUUGCGGCUGAGACUUGUGUAUUAUGAACUGUGCUACUUUGUUGGAUCCAUUCUGUUACAAUGUGUCAGACCCAACUUCGCUUAUGUCAGUGUUCUGUUUUGGUUUAGACUAGACGAGGAUAGAAGACGAUUAAAGACACAAUCAAACUUAAUGGAAAGGAAUAGUUCUCUCAAAACUGAAAAUUCCAAACUGUAUGACUUUCUUCUGUGAACACAAAGUCACCUUUUACUAUCCUUGUAUGGAAAAAAUAUCCAUUGAAAGCGAAUGGUCAGGAUGUCAGGCUGAAUAGGGAGGCUGUCAGUCCCUAACAUUUUACUUGAUGACAUCAUUUGUGUUCCACAGUAUAAAGUAAGUAAUACGAGUUUGGAACAGUAUGAAAGUGAGUAAAUGAUGAAAUACUUUUCAUUUUUGGGUGAACUAUCACUUUAAAGAGAAGAAAGAAGUCUUGAGGGUUUCAAUUUUGCAGAUACAUGGCCUUAGAGGAAAUAUAGUUUGUCCUCACAGACUAUUGUGUAAUAUUAUUUUUAUUUUUUUUCUACCUUCCUUUCUUUUCUUGAUUACUCUUAACAGCACCUUUUGUAUUUGCGAUUGUAACCAAGGAAAUGACGUGUUUACUUGCCCGGACAUCUGUUGAUUGGCCUUAACUAUUGUACUUGACAAUACUAACGUGUAGGCAGUUACCUUUCCUUCCUCUGUUGACUGCCUCGUAGGAUCAUUGGGGGUCAUUUUCCUCAAAAUACUUAUAAGGUACAGUGUGCAAAGGUUAUUCUAGAAAUGAUCACCUGAUCAUCUGUUCCUGCCCAUGUAAAGGACUUCAGCCGCUGUGCUUAAGUCAAUGAGCCCCUUCAGCUCCACUGAGCCAGUUAAAAAGAUAUGCAAGAUACUUUAAAAAGUGAAUACUUUCAUUAGCAACUUCUCCAAGCCUGUGGCUUGCAGAACAGAUACCCAUUAAUGUCUUGGCAUUCAAGUCGUCUCAAUUGUUGAUGUGUUUUACCUUAAAGGGGAAGUGUCACAAAUGGAUCACUUCCCAUUAGAUCGUUUUUAAGACAGAGAUGCCAUGUGAUUCAGCUAAAAUGUGUAAAGAUGAUUGAUUGUUAUUGGAAAGAAUUCUUGAAUUAUUUCUUGUAAGUAUUGCAGUGUGGCUGGUUAAUGUUACAGUUACCACCUGGUUUAGGUUAUCUAAUGUUUUGUAAAGGUUAAUCCCUUGAUCCACACUGCCUUGUCUUAUGAAAUGUAUGUAAUAGAUCAUAAGUGUAUGUAAACCCAAUGGGUGUCACUCUAAAAUAGUCACCUUUCAGUCAUUCCAGAUUAACAGGGAUCUUGAUGGAUCUUUUAAAGUAGUUUUUAGAUUAUUUCAAAUUUAUGGAUCAAAGAGAAAAGGGCAUGUUACAGCUAAAAGGUGCAAAGUAGGUCCAUUUUAUAGGCUUUUAUGAGUUCAUCUUAAAAUAGAGUACUGUGCAAAUGUUUUAGGCACUUGUGAAAAAAUGUUGCAUAGUGAGGAUGUCUUCAAAAAUAAUGACAUAAAUUGUUUUCAUUUAUCACUUAAUGUCAUACAAAGUCCAGUAAACAUAAAAAAAAAAAACUAAAUCAAUAUUUGGUGUGGCCACCUUUGCCUUUAAAACAGCACCAAUUCUCCUAGGUACACAUGGACACAGUUUUUCUUGGUUGUUGGCAGUUAGGAUGUUCCAAGUUUCUUGGAGAAUUCGCCACAGAUCUUCUGUCUAUUUAGGCUGUCUCAAUUGCUUCUGUCUCUUUAUGUAAUCUCAGACUGACACGAUGUUCAGUGGGGGUCUUUUUGGGGGCCAUGACAUCUGUUGCAGGGCUCCCUGUUCUUCUAUUCUAAUAUUUUCUAUUGCAAAAGUAAUGUUUAGGAGUCAAACAUUUAUAUUUCCUAUUGACACUAAAGUAGCAAAUAUAAAUAACCAUCUUAAGACAAAAAGACUUUUGCACAGUACUGUAUAUUCCAGGAAAUGCUGACAAAUUCACUUAAAAAUCAUGUGUGCAUGCGAUUAUACGAAUACAGGUUUUGUGUUUUACCGUUGUGAUCUACUUAAUGCCACAUUAACCCCUUCUUCAUGAAACACUGUGCCAGUACCAGCCUCUCCAAGGCUGGAUCCUUCUUUAGACGUGCGGCUGGGAAAGUGCCUCGAUACGUUUUUGUAGCUUGAAACAUGUCCCGGUCCGUUCUUUUGUAGCCAAUGCUCUCUCAAUCCCAACCUAAUGCACUCAUAACAUAUAUUUGGGAAAUAUUGUGGCCGAUUCACAGCCGUGUCCCAUAUGGCAUAUGAUAAUCUGUACUGGAACCCAAAUGAUAAGUGCUUCGUUGCUUCUUAACCCUGAUUUGGCUCCUUGUUUGUAGUGUGCCAGGUUAUAAAGCUAUUUUUCAAUUCUUCGCCAAUUAUUCCCAUUAUUUAAUCAAUGGAAUCUCUUGAACCCACAAUCAUGUAUACUGUAGGAAGUCUUCUAGUCAGUUCUCCACACUGAAGGGAUACAUUUUCACCAUAAAAUGAAAAUUCUGUAAUACCCAUGUCAAACCCGUUUUUUUUAAUUUUUUUAUUUAUUAUUUUUUUAAGUUUAGCUGAAUGUUUUCACUGCUCUUUUACAUUCAGUGGAAGUGGAUGGUGCCCAGGGGCUGUGAAGCUGCAACAACACACCAUAAAAACAAUUUUUUUUUUUUUUUUUUAACCUUGACGGCAGUGGGUCAACCAUGCACUUUUAUUACGUGGAAACGAGCAGUGUCAAUAUUCUUAAAAAUGUAUUUUGUGUUCUACAAAAGAGACUCAUUUUACAUCUAAAUAUGUUUUGGAGCAACAUAAUGGUGAAAAAACAAUAACAGAAUUUUCAUUUUUGGGUAUACUAUUCCAUGAAUCUACAGAGAGCAAGACAGCAAUGCUCCUUUGAUUAAGAAGGGAAGCCACGUGCCUGGAGGCCCCUGUUGAAUGUCACACUCUGCUCAAUGAGAGAGAGGCAAAGAUACGACCUGCUCUUAUAAGAAUGAAUAAGUGUGGAAUAAGAAGAGAUUUGUUCUUCAAACACCUACUUUUUAGUAUUUUAUUUUCUCUUAAUCUCUCUCUUUGACUGGAUAAUUUCUAAAUUUUAUACACCUUUAGAGCACCUGCUUAUUUACGUUCCAUAAAUCCUAAAAACGUUCCUCUCUUUUGAGUCCCCUUUCCACUUUUUCUUUCCUUUUCAUGCACUCUUCUGUAAAUAAUGUAAGGUUAUUUAUAUUUCAUUCCUAUCUGUUGCCUUAUUUGUUUUCUCUCUUUGCUUUUUUUAAGAUCCUUGUAUAUUAAAACUGUAUUGGGACCAUUUUGAAAUGUAUUAGAUGUUUUCUUUUUUUUUCUGUUUUUAAUUCUGUAUUAUUACUGUCUUAAUUUGCAUCUGUUUUUCUAAUGUUUUAUUCAAAUUUGAAUAUAUAUGUAUAUAUAAUUAUAUAUAUGAUGCAAAUUAUAUAUAAUUAUAUCAUGCCAAACGGCUUUUCUAAGCAAGAUAUUGUUAAAACCUAAUAAAC
Messenger RNA from Myxocyprinus asiaticus (Chinese sucker), 7551 nucleotides. RefSeq names its product protein tyrosine phosphatase receptor type A (gene ptpra). The record is from RefSeq and is a predicted model, not a curated record. Gene Ontology annotation, molecular function: protein tyrosine phosphatase activity. The coding region runs from base 475 to 2979 and encodes 834 amino acids. NCBI's taxonomy places the organism in Eukaryota, Metazoa, Chordata, Actinopteri, Cypriniformes, Catostomidae. Gene Ontology annotation, biological process: protein dephosphorylation. The transcript is spliced from 23 exons.